GCGGGUGAUAGUAAUGUCUGACUUGAGCCGUCUGGUAAAAGAGAUAGGAAUCGAGGUUCAACAACUUUUCAGUCAGGUCGAGCUGGAAAAAAACAAUAUAUCCCAUCUUCAACAAAAGUUAAUUUCUCUAACUCAAGAAGCUGAGUCUCAAAAAAAGUUCAAGAAGCAUCUAGAGGAGGAGUUAAGGAAUUUAGAGGAGACAUAUUUUCAGCCGGAUGAUAACAGUUGUGGUUUGUCAGACGUCAGUGAAGUAAUAAAUGAACAAAUCCGUUGCCUUAACGUGAUCCUCUCGGAGAUCAUGAGCAGCAAUGAGCGAAUUAGAAAAGAAAGAACUGACUUUAUCCUGGAAUACAAACAAAGACUAGAUGAUUACGACCGACAUAUAACACAAAAUGAAAAGCUACACGCCUUUAUCGAGUUGUGGAAAGUGAAAUGCGCUGAAAACUUUAAGCUGACUGCGAUCCCUGACGUGAUAAGAGAAAUGGCCGAAGAAACAUCCAGUUCCUACAACAUUUCUCUUGUGGAAACACUAGAAAACGCACUAAGGGCAUCAACAGUAGAAAGCGAAGAAACAAUAUCUUCCCCCGAAAAUGUAUGCAUUGCGGGAAAAGAUGAGAUUCCUGCGAUUCCAAAAACUCAUCAGUCAAACACUACAUCCGAUGAACAACUUAAUUUAUCGAGUGAUAUAGAUACUCAAUUUCAGGAAUGUAAUGUUCUGGAUGCAAGUCGCUUACGUGUGUCUGCACUUGAUACUAGUGUGAUUUCAUCGCUUGUAAGAAAGGAAGGUUGCACUUUCCCACAUAAAAAGUACGAACAAAUUGAUACUCAAAGAGAUUUUACAAUGAGUAUGGACGUAACGAUAUGUGGGGAAAAUGAUGCAUCUUCUUACUAAAUUUACAACCAAACCCGUUAUAGUUUAUUUUUAUUGAAUAUGCGAAAUAAAGUUUAUGAACUA
This is a messenger RNA of Schistosoma spindalis, 955 nucleotides long. Lineage: Eukaryota; Metazoa; Platyhelminthes; Trematoda; Strigeidida; Schistosomatidae. The record is from the annotation of a GenBank genome assembly.